Messenger RNA from Pestalotiopsis fici W106-1, 1695 nucleotides. RefSeq lists its product as uncharacterized. Lineage: Eukaryota; Fungi; Ascomycota; Sordariomycetes; Amphisphaeriales; Sporocadaceae. The transcript has a single exon. The coding region runs from base 1 to 1695 and encodes 564 amino acids. The record is from RefSeq and is a predicted model, not a curated record.
AUGGUGUCGCAACGUGAACCCGACGCAUCGCAGUCCCUCGCCCUCCGUGGAGCCCAGUCCGUAGUCGGCACGCGAUCUUCCUCUCGGCCCCACGUCUCGUCGCGCAGCAAGAGAUACAACCGCUCCCAUGCCGGCGGGACGUCCUAUAUCCCCCAGAACGAGUUCCCGUGGUUUAGCGCCUCUGGCGAUGUCGAGAUCGUCAUAAACGCCGGCGGCAGGGAGAAUCGCUACCUGCUGCACCGACACACCCUGACACGAUGUUCCGGCUUCUUCGAGGCGUCGACCAGCCAGCAAUGGUCCAAGGCGACUGUUCUGCCCGCGCUCCCGGAACCGCCUAGCAGGGAUCUGGCGAGGAUCGGGGAAGAUAGCGGCGUGAGCAUGGGCAGCAGAAAUUCGACCGAGAGUGGGAAUGAGCUGACGACACGGCCCGGCGCAGGAUCGCCAGGCCCACGUAAACGGUGGAGAUAUGAGCUGGACUCGGGAGCGGGAGGGGACGAUUUACCGAUGCUGGUGCAGAAAGAGGCCGACAGCAGCCGUAGCGGCGGCGGCGGUACUCUAACGAGUACAACGAAUACAGCGGCACCUACGGGAUCGAUAUUCGGAGGCGGCACGGGUGCAAACACUUCCUCCGUUCGGCACAAGCCCUCUCAUUCGGCUCCCCACACGACGUCGUCCUUCUUCCGAUCCGUCGCGAAUUUAUCACUUGCUGGUGGUCAUCAUCAUACCCCAAACCACCCACAGCCCGAAGAUGGCCCGCCGAUAUCCCAGGCCGACGCCGACCUUUUACGAGAUUACGACAACCUUUUUCGCAUCUUUUACAAUUACCCGCCUGUACUCGACGGAAUCAACAUAGCGGAUGCAUAUGUGCAGUGCAAAUCGCUGCUCACGUUGGCGGAUCAAUACGAUGCUUUGGCUGUGUGCGGACCACGAGUUGAUCACCACCUUCUGCAGUUUCAGUCACGUCUGUGGAAGCAAAUCGCAAAAUACCCUGUAUCAUACUUGAAGCUGGGCUUCCUGGCUAGGUCGAAAGUCAUCUUCCAAGAGGCACUCAUCCAUGUCGUGGGCCAGUGGCCAGGAGGAGAACGGAGCAUCAGGAAUGCGUUGCCCGAAAUCGUCCUCGACAUUAUUGAAGACAAGGUGGACGAGCUGGAGGAAACAAUAUCGCGGAUCGAGGGUCGUCUGUUCAGGCUCAACCUUACGAACUCUCGCGGCGAAAGGGUGACGCCGGGGUCCUCGUACCUCGAUUGGCUCGCCGUGUCCUUCUUUAGACAAUGGCUUGCCGAAAACACGUCUCCUGCUCCGCCGCCUCCGCCUCCAACCGAUCGCAGAGGAGGGUCUUCUUCUGCCAAUCGCCCACCGCCUGCUGCUCCAACGCUUCCGAGUCUAGCGACAGUAGGCCGAACCUACCGGCUACUUGGGUCACAAUCACCCUCAGUGUACCUAACCCACGAAGAAUGCAAACGCUUCUUGAAACUCACGCCGGAACUGUACAGUCGCGACAAUUUGAGACGCUUCGAAAAACGGGUCGACGAGAUGAAGACAGCCGCCAGAGAGCUGGUGCGUCCGCUCAUGGGCACCGGUCUCGAGCUAGAGCUGAGCAACCCCGGCAAAGACGGGACCACUUCCAGCCCUGUCGCGUACCUCACAUGUGUCCGAGUUGUCGAAAGGGACCUGCCUUGGGCUGUCGAGGAUUAG